AUGUUGAAAUUAGUGUGUUUGUGUUUAGUGCUAGCAACGGUAGUGGCCAGACCCGAGCCACCCGUUAACUCAUAUUUACCUCCCUCCGAUAGCUAUGGAGCACCAGGCAGUGGUGGCGGUGGUUCUGGUAGCAGUGGUUCACCUUUGGCGCCCUCAGAUUCUUAUGGAGCGCCUGGUUUGGGUGGUGGUUCACCCUCCUCGUCAUAUGGUGCUCCUGGUGUAGGUGGUGGUGCGGGCGGCGGUAAUGGUGGAGGUUCGGGUGGUGGUAGACCUUCUUCUACAUAUGGCGCUCCUGGGGCAAAUGGCAAUGGUGGUUCUGGAGGCAGACCUUCUUCUUCAUAUGGAGCUCCUGGUUUUGGCAAUGGCGGCGGUAGCGGAGGCGGCGGUGGUGGUGGCUCUGGAGGCAGACCUUCUUCUUCGUAUGGUGCUCCUGGUGCUAAUGGCAAUGGUGGUGGCUCUGGAGGCAGACCCUCUUCUACUUAUGGAGCUCCCGGUGCUGGUGGCUCUAAUGGCAAUGGCGGUGGCUCUGGAGGCAGACCAUCUUCCACCUAUGGUGCUCCCGGUGCUGGUGGUUCUAAUGGCAAUGGCGGUGGCUCUGGAGGCAGACCCUCUUCCACCUAUGGUGCUCCCGGUGCUGGUGGUUCUAAUGGCAACGGUAAUGGUGGCAGCAGACCUUCUUCUACUUACGGCGCUCCUAAUGGCAAUGGUGGCGGUGCUGGUAAACCUUCUUCGACCUAUGGAGCUCCUGGUUCAGGUUCGGGUUCUGGCUCUGGUUCUGGUCGUCCUUCUGAUAGUUAUGGUCCUCCCGCUUCAGGUUCAGCUGGCCGUAAUGGUGGCGGACGCGGUGGUCAACCCAACCAAGACUAUUUACCUCCCAAUCAAGGCAAUGGCAAUGGUGGUGCUCGCAGCGGCGGUAAUGGUGGCAGUGAUGGUUAUGAUUACAGUCAAAAUGGUAAUGGCGGUCGCGGUGGUGGCAGUGGAGGAAGUGGUGGAAAUGGUGGCUACAAUGGCGAUGAUGGAAGCAAUGAACCUGCUAAAUACGAAUUUAGCUAUCAAGUGGAUGAUGCACCAAGUGGUUUGUCGUUUGGUCAUUCUGAAAUGCGUGAUGGUGAUUUUACCACUGGACAAUAUAAUGUUUUAUUACCCGAUGGCAGAAAGCAAAUUGUUGAAUAUGAAGCUGAUCAAGAAGGUUAUCGUCCCCAGGUGCGUUAUGAAGGUGAUGCCAAUGAAGGAGGACAGGGCGGUGGUGCCGGAGGUGCUGGUGGUGCUGAUGGUUAUGAUUAUCAACAAAAUGGAGGCGGUAGUGGUAGCGGCAGCGGUUCAGGCGGCGGUGGUGGCUAUAGCUCUGGUCAAGAUUUGGGUGCCAAUGGUUAUUCAAGUGGUCGUCCUAAUGGUGGCGGUAAUGGCGGUGGUAAUGGAGGCGGUAAUGGUUAUUCCAAUGGCAAUGGUCGCAAUGGAGGUGGCAGUCAAAGUUUGGGUUCCAAUGGUUAUAGCGGUGGUAGACCCGGAGGUCAAAGAGGCAGUGGCGGCAAUGGCGGUGGUCAAUAUAACAAUGGUCAGGGUUAUUCUAGUGGCCGUCCUAAUGGCAAUGGUAACGGUGGUCGUAAUGGCGGUAAUGGCAAUGGCGGUCGCAAUGGCAAUGGAGGUGGUGGACGCGGUAAUGGUGGCAGCGGCGGUAAUGGUGGUGCCAAUGGCUAUAAUUACGAACAACAAGGCUCUAAUGGCUUUGGAGCAGGUGGACAAAAUGGCGAUAAUGAUGGCAGUGGCUACCGUUAUUAA
This is a messenger RNA of Calliphora vicina (urban bluebottle blowfly), 1779 nucleotides long. It is a transcript of the gene resilin, whose product is annotated as resilin. The record is from RefSeq and is a predicted model, not a curated record. Bases 1 to 1779 code for a protein of 592 amino acids. Lineage: Eukaryota; Metazoa; Arthropoda; Insecta; Diptera; Calliphoridae. Gene Ontology annotation, cellular component: extracellular matrix. The transcript has 4 exons.